This is a messenger RNA of Microthlaspi erraticum, 2328 nucleotides long. The record is from the annotation of a GenBank genome assembly. Lineage: Eukaryota; Viridiplantae; Streptophyta; Magnoliopsida; Brassicales; Brassicaceae.
AUGGAUACUAUAAGCGACGAGGCAAACAUGGAUCCGUUCUCAAUAGGACCCACGACUAUAAUCGGAAGAACAAUCGCCUUCCGGAUCUUGUGCUGCAAAUCAGUGUCUAAAUUGAGGAACAAACUCUUCAGAUUCCUCGUGCAUUUCCUCAGAAGAGCCAAGGCUUUUCUAUCACCGUUUGUGUCUUGGUUACAUCCCAGGCAUCCACAAGGGAUAUUAGUUAUGGUGACGAUGAUGGCCUUUACGCUGAAUCGCUACACAAGCUUAAAGGCAAAAGCAGAGAUGGCUUACAGGAGAAAAUUCUGGAGGAACAUGAUGAGAGCUGCGUUAACUUACGAGGAAUGGUCUCACGCAGCGAAGAUGCUCGAUAAAGAAACUCUAAAAGUGCACGAGACCGAUCUUUUCGAUGUGGAGCUCGUGAGGAAUAAGCUUGAGGAGCUUAAGCAUAGACGUCACGAGGGAUCUCUAAGAGACAUUAUCUUCUUUAUGAGAGCUGAUCUUGUGAGAAACCUUGGUAACAUGUGUAACCCUGAGCUUCACAAGGGAAGGCUUCAAGUGCCGAGGCUCAUCAAAGAGUAUAUCGAUGAGGUUUCUACACAGCUUAGGAUGGUUUGUGAUACGGACACCGAAGAGCUUUCUCUGGAAGAGAAACUCUCUUUCAUGCACGAGACGAGGCACGCGUUUGGGAGAACGGCUCUGCUUCUGAGCGGAGGAGCUUCUCUUGGCGCUUUCCACCUCGGUGUGGUGAAAACGCUCGUGGAACAUAAGCUCUUGCCGAGGAUUAUAGCAGGUUCGAGCGUCGGGUCGGUCAUGUGUGCGGUUGUGGGGACAAGGUCAUGGCCUGAGUUGCAGAGCUUCUUCGAAGGCUCGUGGCACGCUCUGCAGUUCUUUGACCAAAUGGGAGGGAUUUUCACUACUGUGAAACGUGUUAUGACGCAAGGUGCAGUCCAUGAGAUCCAGCAUCUGCAAUGGAAGCUGAGGAAUCUCACCAACAAUCUCACAUUCCAAGAAGCUUUCGACAUUACAGGACGGAUUCUCGGGAUAACGGUUUGUUCCCCGAGGAAGCACGAGCCGCCAAGAUGUCUCAACUACCUGACUUCGCCUCACGUCGUGAUAUGGAGCGCAGUGACUGCAUCUUGCGCUUUCCCAGGUCUCUUCGAGGCUCAAGAACUCAUGGCCAAAGAUAGAACUGGAGAGAUUGUUACUUAUCACCCACCUUUUAACUUAGAUCCUGAAGAGAGCUCAGUGGCGUCGGUUCGGCGGUGGAGAGAUGGUAGCUUAGAGAUGGACUUGCCGAUGAUACAACUCAAAGAGCUGUUCAAUGUGAACCAUUUCAUUGUGAGUCAAGCUAACCCUCACAUUGCACCUUUAUUGAGGAUGAAGGAGUUUGUGAGAGCUAGUGGAGACCGAUCUGCAGCAAAGCUUGCGCAACUCUUGGAGAUGGAAGUGAAGCAUAGAUGUAACCAAACACUGGAGCUCGGGCUUCCUCUGAGAGAGGUCGCACAGCUUUUCGCUCAAGAAUGGGAAGGCGAUGUCACCAUCGUAAUGCCAGCUACUUUUUCUCAGUACUUGAAGAUCAUACAGAAUCCAUCGAAUGUAGAGAUUCAAAAGGCGGCGAAUCAAGGAAGGAGAUGCACCUGGGAGAAGCUGGCAGUGAUCAAAGCAAACUUCGGGAUCGAACUCGCACUAGACGAGUGCGUCGCCGUCCUCAACCACAUGCGCCGCCUUAAACGCACCGCGCAAAGAGCCGCUGCUGCCUCCGCCUCGACUCCCUCACCUCCUCAGCCUUCUUUGGCCGGAACCACCAGAUUCAACGCCUCCAGAAGAAUCCCUUCCUGGAACUGCAUCGCGCGUCAGAACUCAUCCGGAUCCGUCGAUGACGAUGUGCUCACGGAAGCUUCAGCGCUGUACCAGCAGAUCGUGGUUGAAACCGGGAAGAUUAACAGAGCCGGCAACAGUCUCAAUUCGCACGACGGAGGUAGCGACGGAGAUUCUGGAGAAGCCGAGGAUUGGACGAGAUCUGGUGGACCAUUGAUGAGGACGGAGUCAGCUCAGAUGUUCACGGACUACGUCCACAAUCUCGACGGCGCUGAUCCCGAAUUGACGAAGAUUAUAGGCUCCGAUAAAGCUACGGAGAGCGAUUCGAGCGCGCCUGCUUCCUCUUUCCGCAGCAUCACAGUCACGGAAGGCGAUUAUCUUCAGACGGGGAAAACAGACGACGGAUUCGUGUUGAACGUCGUCAGUGGAGAGAAUUUGGAGAGGAAUCAAGGUCUGGAGGAAAGACAAAACAGCGUUGGAGCUCCGGAAUGCUAUUAUCGACGGGGGUAG